CAUGUAGUUCCGAUAACUUCCGUUCUACAAGGAUUUUAGGCUUUACUAUUGCAAUCACAGAAAUAAUUUUUGGAAUAGUAAAUUUAAUUCGUGACGUGUCUGAAAUUUUAAAUUAAAAGAAGCUUAUGAUAACUGGAAGGAAUACGAUGCAUGUCAUGUGAGAAGUUGUUUGAUUACAGUAUAUAUAUAUAGUUUUUUUUUAUGAAAACGAUAUCGUGAUAACCUUCACGAGUACGGAUAGUUCACCAUCUGUUUGUUGCCAAUUUUCAUAAAUGUAUAGCUAUUUUGGGAUCAAAUAAUACUUUAAAAAUCAUCACAAGACAGAAUAUAUUUGGCAUCCUUGAAGAAUAUUUAAACAACAGUUUAUCAAAAAAAAAAUUAUUUACAAGUCAAUUAUAAAGAAUUUUUUAAACACUUUGAAGAGAAAAAUGUAUUAAAAUAUAAUUUGUUGACGCUCGUUUAUCGUAUUAUAUUUAUUGAGAUUUUUUCAACAAAGCAAAAAAAAAAAAAAAAACAAAAAAAAAAUGUCAAAAGGAAACGAUAGUUUUGGCAGUAACACGUGUAUUGUAUGUUACAAAAAUGUCAACAUCUUCAGUAUUGGAAUGUGUGAACAUCCCGUUUGUUAUGAAUGUAGUACACGAAUGCGUGUACUUUGUCAACAAAAUGAAUGUCCAAUUUGUCGUCAGGAUUUACCAAAAGUUGUAUUUACACGUGAACAAAAGCCAUUUCGACAUCUUCGUAAAGGACCAUUGGUCGACGAGAGAUAUAAUAUAUUUUUUGAAAAUCUCGAAAUUCAAGAGAGAUUCACUGAGCUAUUAGCUCACAGUUGCUCAAUAUGUCCCGAGAGACAAGUCUUUAGUAGUUUUACUAGUUUAAACGAUCAUAUGCGACGAAGACACGAUCGAUUCUUUUGUGAACUUUGUGUCGACAAUUUAAAGAUAUUUUCCCAUGAAAGACGCUCUUACUCGAGACAUGAAUUGAAUCAACAUCUUAUAAAGGGUGAUUUAGAUGAUAAAAGUCACAAGGGUCAUCCACAAUGUAAAUUUUGUGUAAAACGUUAUAUGGAUAAUGAUGAAUUAUAUCGACAUUUAAGAAGAGAUCAUUUAUACUGCCAUUAUUGUGACGCCGAUGGUCUUCAUCAAUAUUACAGUUCAUAUGAUUAUCUCAGGGAGCAUUUUCGUCAUGAACAUUUUCUUUGUGAAGAAGGAACAUGUGCUGAGGAGAAAUUUACAAGUGUUUUUAGAUCGAAUAUCGAUUUAAAAGCUCAUAAAGCAACAAUUCAUGGACGACAAAUGGGAAAAGCGGCGGCAAAACAAGCGCGAACACUUGAAUUGGAAUUUACAUUGGCGCCAAGAGCUGAUAAUCGUUAUCGACGUGGAAUGGGUCCACCGUCAUCGAGAAAUUUAAGAGAACAAGAUUGGAAUUCACGUGAACAAGAUGCUGGCGCAGUUGGUGGUGAUUAUUUACCACAGGAAAUGUAUGUUCAACAACCAUUGGUUGAUGUUCAAAGUACUGAACAAUUUCCAAGUCUUGGGAAUUCGGCGCCAAUUAUUCCCAAUAUGGGUAAAUCAAAAGGUCGUGGUAAUGUCACAAUUCGCAGUACAUUACGACAACCAUUGGAAAUUACAGAUGAGAAUUUCCCUGUUUUGGGACCCGAACCAAGUAAUAGUGGAAUUUCAAAAACAGUCAACUUUAGCGUUUCAAGUACAAAUAAAUAUGCUUCAAUUGGAGCGCAACGUCAACAAAAUUCAGCACCAACAAAUGUUUCAAUUCACGUGAAUCAUAAAGCAAAUGGCACUAAUAUUCGAAUUAGACCAACAUCAUCGAGAGAUUCUGAAUUCCCUGCACUUGGUCGCGCUGAACCAUCAACAAGUAAUUCAAAUACUUCACAAUGGACAAAAAUCACUUGUGUUAAACCUGCCGUUACACCAAAAUCAAAAAAAGUUGCACCUGCACCACUUGCCACUUCACCACCUACGAUUAAUUCAGGCGAAGAUUUUCCCACUCUAUUAAAAUCGUCCAAAUACAAUAAACAAUCAACUAUUUCAAUUGUUUCCUCCAGUUCAUCGUGGGAACCACCUCCGCCAACAUCAACACAGGCUUCUGAUACAGCAAAAAGUACAAGUGACGCAACGAAAGGUAAAGCAAAAAAGAAAAAAGUAAAACAAAAUGGAAAUACAAUUGACACACCAAAAUCAUGCGCCACAGAUAAAAACAUAAAAAAGGAUGAUUUAACAAAAAAAUUGAAUCCAAUGGAAAAAAAGAAAACAUCACCGAAAAAAGAAUUAAACAGUGAUAAUAAUGAUCAAAAAUUUACAUUACCAAAAAAGGAAGUGAAAAAUAAAAAAAAAUCCGAACUCAAUACCUCGCGUUCCGAAUCUUGUCUCAGUAAUUCUGAUAUUGAAAAUGGAACAACAAAUUCCAGCCAAAGAAAACGAUCGGAAUUAAAGAUCGAUAGUUUAAAUUCAACGAAUAACAAUAGUUUUAAUAAUUCUGAUUUUCCAUCAUUAAGCAGCGCUAGUAGUAAACCGCCAGGUUUUACAAAUCCACCACCUGGAUUUUCAUCAACAGUACCACCGCCAGGAUUUUUUGUGAAAUUAAAUAAUGUAAAACGUUUACAAAACGAUAAUGGAUUAACAUUCACUAAUAGUUCAGGUGAAAGUUAUUCAAUUAUUCCCGAUAAUGAUUGUCAAAAUAAAAAUUAUCCCUUUAUAACACCGCCUGAUUUUCAAAUGAGAAAUCGUAAUCUUGUUGAUAAAGUAAAUCAAGUAUUGGAACAAGAAUUAAUUGAUGAAUUUCGUUUUAUAAGUGGACUAUUUCGUCAGGAUCUUUGUAAUGCCGAGGAUUAUUAUGAACGUUGUCAUGCCGUUAUGGGUGAAUUAAUAUUUGAAAGUGUAUUUAGCGAACUUCUUGUUCUUUUACCGGACAUUAAAAAACAACAGGAACUAUUUAAGGUACAUAAAAAAAAAGUUAAUGGCCAAAUAAAAAAUUUAGAAUUAUGCGCAACAUGCGGACAAAUAUUGCGAAGCGCCGAUCUUCAAUCGCAUUUGUCAAAUCACACAUUUCCUGCCCUCGGUGAAAAAAAUGCCAUUGAACAUUCAAAUAAAACAUGGGUACGAAAAUAAUUUAAAAAUAUAAUAAUAUAAAACAAAAAAAAAAGAAAAAAAUCAAAUAAGUGUAUUUAUUUCCUGGUGAAGUAAUUUUUCUCAAAAACAAUCGACUAUUACUAAUUUGAGUGAAUUUAAAUUUUGCAAAACUUUCUUAAGCAUUUAACUUUUUUUUUUUGUAAAACUGUGUUCAAAAUCGAAUUUUUGAUAAAAAAAAAAAAAAUGGAAAUACGAUUUUUUGUUAAAAAAAAGAAUAUUCUGAUUUUAGUCUCAGGAAUCGAAUAUGAGAUUUAAAAUUGAAUCGGGAAAAUUUUUUUUUUUUUUCGUCGGUUGUAUAUUAUAUAGAUAUAUUUUAUAAGAAAAAAAAAAGAAAAAAAAAACUUAGAAAUGUAGUUUUGUGUUGAAGGGUCAAAAAAAAUUUUCUUCUGUAUUUUUUUUUUUUUUUUUUUUUUUAACUAAAAUCCGUGCGUGCCUAGUGUGUUCAAGUGCGUGCAUGUACAUAAUUAGAAAAUUAUGUUAGUAGUUUCAAUAGGUAUUGUUUAGAUAACGAGCUAUAUAAGAAAAAUCAUUCGAAAAAAAAGAAUAGAACAAUUUUAAGGCACAGUUUAAAUACGAUGGACAGUAUAAAAACAAGCAAAAAAAAAAUGUACUUCCAUCAUGUUUUGUACAAUAAUUAAAGUUAUAAAUAAAGUACAAGAUUAAUUUGUAAA
Leptopilina boulardi is the source of this 3817-nucleotide messenger RNA. RefSeq names its product E3 ubiquitin-protein ligase ZNF598. Lineage: Eukaryota; Metazoa; Arthropoda; Insecta; Hymenoptera; Figitidae. The transcript has 4 exons. The record is from RefSeq and is a predicted model, not a curated record. Gene Ontology annotation, biological process: rescue of stalled cytosolic ribosome; protein ubiquitination. Bases 525 to 3125 code for a protein of 866 amino acids. Gene Ontology annotation, molecular function: ubiquitin protein ligase activity; ribosome binding.